AUGGUAUGGGGUGCUGUAUCCUACAACGGUAAAAUCUUAUUGAAAUUCGUUGAACAAGGCGUUAAAAUCAAUGCGAAACAUUAUCAAAAUGAAGUCUUGACAUCCACAUUAAUACCCAACAUCAGUACGUUGUGUUCAGAUAAUCAAUGGAUAUUCCAGCAGGAUUCAGCCCCUGCUCAUAAAACAAAGUCAACACAGCAAUGGUUAGUGGAAAAUUGUCCAGAUUUUAUCAGUUCCAAAGAAUGGCCACCAUCGUCGCCUGAUCUUAACCCGUUGGAUUUUUCAAUACGGGGAACAUUAGAAGCGAUCGUCAACGCAAAACCCCAUCGCAGUUUGGAAUCGUUAAAACGCAUGUUGAUUCGAGAAUGGAAUCGGUUGCAGAUGGACAUAGUGCGUGCCGCCAUCGACACCUGGCGAAGACGAUUAGCAUUAGUUGUGAAACACAAGGAACGCCGUUUUGAGUGA
This is a messenger RNA of Rotaria socialis, 465 nucleotides long. The record is from the annotation of a GenBank genome assembly. NCBI's taxonomy places the organism in Eukaryota, Metazoa, Rotifera, Eurotatoria, Philodinida, Philodinidae.